This is a messenger RNA of Vigna angularis (adzuki bean), 1025 nucleotides long. Its product is annotated as zinc finger protein 7. Bases 258 to 833 code for a protein of 191 amino acids. The transcript has a single exon. NCBI's taxonomy places the organism in Eukaryota, Viridiplantae, Streptophyta, Magnoliopsida, Fabales, Fabaceae. The record is from RefSeq and is a predicted model, not a curated record.
ACAAGUAGGAAUCUGAAGCCAUAAAUUGCCAACACUACCAGAUGACAUUAGCAUUGUCCCAAUUCUCCCCUCUAAAGUAUAUGCAAAACUGGGUGGGAACACAAGACAUGGCGUAGUGCUGAGUUCAUAAAGAUAUAACACUUCACCAAAUAAUAUUCAGCUCCCACUUCCAACUUCAUAUCAAUCACUCCCCUCUCUUUCUUUCUCCUUAUUUAAGCUCAACAACUUCUCCCUCUCCCACAAAACUAUUCUCUACCAUGACCUUCCUCACGGAGGAUCAACAUCAUGAUCAUCACCAUGUGUCAAUCAAUGACAAUCAAUGUGAAAUUCUGACUCCCGAAGGUGCUAACUUAGGAGAAUGGCUGAGUUUAGGCCUUAAAGGAGACAUGACUGUGGAGGCAGCAGAAGAACAAAAGUCGUCAAAGGCUGAGCAGAACAAGGUAUUCUCAUGCAACUUCUGCAUGAGGAAGUUUUACAGCUCACAAGCCUUGGGGGGUCACCAGAAUGCACACAAGAGGGAGAGAGAAGCAGCAAGAAGCUACCAGUCUCAUAGGAUGAUGACAGCAAGAUCACCAAUGGGGUUUGCUUACACUUCUCUGGCAUCUAGGUCACUGGGAAUACAGCCUCACUCCCUUGUGCACAAACCAGGCAGAGAAAGGUCUGCCAUGGUGGCUAGAUUCAGUGAUGCCAACAUUAAUGGCGCUGGAGUGGCAUCCUGGACACCCUUUCUGCUCGAACAGGCCGUGGAUUUCUAUUGGCCAGGUAGCUUUCGGGCGGACUUGCCAAAACAAGAAUCAGAUGUUCAUAAGAUUGACUUAGAUCUUCGCCUCUGAUUCAACAUCACAGCCUACUACUGUUUUCUUCUUCAUCUCCCAAUAAGCUCUCAUGGCUACUAUCCUAAUUCACUGCUUUAAUUGGUUUCGCAAGAGAAACAACCAUCUCCAUGUAAUGUCUAUCACAACUCAAUGCUAAGUGUGUUUCUUUUCUUUUUCUUAAAAAUAUAUUUUUCCUUUUUUAAAUUAAUA